Ictalurus punctatus (channel catfish) is the source of this 2536-nucleotide messenger RNA. RefSeq names its product RNA binding motif protein 39a (gene rbm39a). Lineage: Eukaryota; Metazoa; Chordata; Actinopteri; Siluriformes; Ictaluridae. Gene Ontology annotation, biological process: mRNA processing. The record is from RefSeq and is a predicted model, not a curated record. Gene Ontology annotation, molecular function: RNA binding. The transcript is spliced from 18 exons. Gene Ontology annotation, cellular component: nucleus. Bases 921 to 2033 code for a protein of 370 amino acids.
AUCCGGAAGUGUCUCUUAUGCAACAAGGACGGUUCGUGCGCCAUAAUAGUUUGCCGCCACGGCCUGUCGGAGAAUUCGGACGCGGAGCGCGUUAUUUUAGUACACAAUUUAGCAUUUAUUAAAAAAAAAGAAACUUGAACAGAAUUACAUAUUUUGAGUACUUUUAGAAGCGUUCCAGAAUUCCAGGCAGCAACAGAAUAAUACUGAAGAGGGACGUCGUUUAAAAGAGGAUUCCUGUAGGCCGCAUUAACACGAGCUCCGCCAUCAUGGCCGACGACUUUGACAUCGAAGCCAUGCUUGAGGCGCCCUAUAAAAAGACAUGCCUAUAUCUCACCUCUACUCCCAUGAAUUCCAGUGUGAACUGUCAAAAAAAUGAAGGGCGAGAUGUGUGACAGAGGUGGCAUCGAACUCUUACAAUCCACGAAGGCAAAUGGGGUGAAGAUCACUGGAAUGGCAUCCACCACAGGAGCUCACUUAGUGGCUGGCUGCUAGCAUUGCCACUUUGGGUCUUAUAGGCACAGAUAGCCUUGGAUGAGACCAAGUCCAUAAGUUCCAAUGGGCAUGAAGAACGGAGCAAGAAACACCUGAAUGGAUUAAAUUGAAAAUCGCUGAAAAAGAAGAGCAGAAGUCGUAGUAGGAGCAGGGAGAGAAAGAGAAGCAAGAGCCGGGACCGCAAAAGGAGCCGGAGCCGGGAGAAGAGUCGUGAACGAAAGAGGAGCCGGAGCCGGGACAAGAGACGCAGUCGGAGCCGAGAGAGGAAACGCAGUCGUUCCAGGAGCAGGGAGCGUGGCGCUCGCUUCAGAACAGCCUUCCGAAGAAAGUCUAGGAGCCGUAGCCCAUUCAGACGAGACAAAAGUCCUAUCAGACAGCCUAUAGAUAACCUCACACCAGAGGAGAGGGAUGCCCGCACGGUUUUUUGCAUGCAACUUGCUGCCAGAAUCCGGCCCCGGGACCUAGAAGAAUUCUUCUCUGCUGUGGGAAAAGUGAGGGAUGUGAGGAUGAUCUCUGACAGAAACUCCAGAAGGUCCAAGGGUAUAGCCUACAUUGAAUUUGUGGACGCCACCUCUGUACCGCUAGCAAUUGGUCUGUCUGGGCAAAGGCUGCUUGGAGUACCAAUCAUUGUUCAGGCUUCACAGGCUGAAAAGAACAGAGCUGCUGCAAUGGCCAACAACCUACAGAAAGGCAGUGCUGGACCUAUGAGGCUGUAUGUUGGCUCACUGCAUUUCAACAUCACAGAGGACAUGCUCAGAGGGAUCUUUGAACCAUUUGGACGGAUUGAUAGUAUUCAGCUUAUGAUGGAUAGUGAAACAGGGCGAUCCAAGGGAUAUGGUUUUAUCACAUUUGCUGAUGCUGAGUGUGCGAAGAAAGCCUUGGAACAGCUAAAUGGCUUUGAACUGGCUGGCAGGCCAAUGAAAGUGGGUCAUGUGACUGAGCGCACUGAUGCCUCUACAGCCAGCUCGUUUCUGGAUAACGAUGAACUGGAAAGGACUGGCAUUGACCUGGGCACCACUGGGAGGCUGCAGCUAAUGGCCAGGCUGGCCGAAGGGACUGGUAUGCAGAUCCCUCCAGCUGCACAGCAGGCUCUUCAGAUGAGCAACUCAAUGGUGGCAAUGGCAGCAGCUACAGCGGCUAUGAAUCCUGGAUUGAGUUUCAACAUCAACGUGCCCACAAAUCAACCUCUCAAUCUACCAUCUCAGCCAAUUGCCACACACUGCUUCCAGCUGUCCAACAUGUUUGAUCCAAAUUCGGAGAAUGAACCUGGAUGGGAUGUUGAAAUCCAAGAUGAUGUAAUUGAAGAAUGUAACAAACAUGGUGGAGUAAUUCAUAUAUAUGUGGACAAGAAAUCUACUGAGGGAAAUGUAUACGUGAAGUGCCCAAGCAUCCCUGCUGCAAUGGCUGCUGUUAGUGCAUUACAUGGACGCUGGUUUGGAGGUAAAAUGAUCAAAGCUGCGUAUGUCCCUCUGCCAACAUACCACAAUCUUUUCCCUGAGUCGGUGCAAGCUACACAACUUCUUAUGCCUACUCGCCGGUGAUCCCUGGAGCUACACUUUUUUUCGCUUUCUCUUUUUAAUAUUCAAUUCUUGCAAGCUUUGACACCUUUGUGUAUGUUUAUGCCUCUACAUCACCUGGGCAUUAAACAAGUUUAUGUGGUAAUUUUGUAUGUACAGCCUUUUUUGUUCCCUUUCUUGGAGGGCCUUUUGACCCCUUAUUGUUUAUACAGUUUUCAGGGUUUGUUUUCUUCCACACAUUGUCUGUGAUUUGGCAUGAGUUCCACUAGAAGACAUGUACAGUUACCCACACAAAACUACAACUGUUGAAUCUUUUUUUGAAUGAAUUAAAAUCUUGUAGCUUUGGUUAAAUAUCUACAUACAGUGUUUUGGGCUCUAUGAGCUGAAAGAAAAUUAAAAUGACUGAUAAGAACCUGUGUGUUCAUAGAGACCAUUAUGGGUUUUGAUGCAUUGUCUUUUUCUAAUUAAGACUUGAUUUUGUAAAGUCCUUGAUGAACAGUUCAUUUCAAAUAAAGCCAUGAUGCUGG